CUUGACUCCGCAGCGUGAAAGGAAAGGAGGGGACAACCCUGAACCGAGCUCAUUUCUGCUCUCACGUUUCUGACCGGAGAGACUGUCCGCUGGUUCCGAUGAAAGAAGUCAAUCGUAACUCGGGGUGUUUUUCAUAACCAGGACCAACCAUCGUCCCCACAUGUGCUGACACGUCUCUCCAGACAUUACACACAUCCCGUCGAGCCCGGCGGAGGAGCACCGACUCGGUCUGACACAUUAGUGAAUACUAUACGAGAGAAGCGCCGAGGGGGGAAGAAAGAUGUUGCUGAAGGAGUACAGGAUAUGUAUGCCUCUCACAGUGGAGGAGUACCGGAUCGGGCAGCUCUACAUGAUCAGUAAACACAGCCACGAGCAGAGUGAUCGAGGGGAAGGAGUCGAGGUGGUCCAGAAUGAACCCUUUGAAGACCCGGCACACGGACAGGGACAGUUCACAGAGAAACGAGUCUACCUCAACAGUAAAUUACCCAGCUGGGCUCGAGCAGUGGUCCCCAAGAUCUUCUAUGUGACGGAGAAAGCAUGGAACUACUACCCUUACACCAUAACAGAAUAUACAUGCUCAUUCCUGCCAAAGUUCUCCAUCCACAUAGAGACAAAGUACGAGGACAACAAAGGAAGCAACGACAAUAUCUUUGACACAGAGCUGAAGGAGCAGGAGAGGGAGGUGUGUUUCGUCGACAUCGCCUACGACGAGAUCCCCGAGCGCUACUAUAAAGACUCUGAGGACUUGAGAUAUUUCAAGUCGGAGAAGACUUCGCGGGGGAUUCUUCAGGAGGGCUGGAGGGACACGCAGGAUCCCAUCAUGUGCUCGUACAAACUGGUCACCGUCAAGUUUGAGGUGUGGGGUCUGCAGACGCGUGUGGAGCAGUUCGUACACAAGGUUGUUCGGGAUGUGUUGCUGCUGGGACACAGACAGGCGUUUGCCUGGGUGGAUGAGUGGAUUGAUAUGACUUUGGAUGACGUGCGGGAUUACGAGAAACAAAUGCAUGAGAAAACCAACAUUAAAGUUUGCCAUGAGCAGCAAGAGCAUUCCACAACAAACCCAUCUUCACUGGAUGACAUAGAGAUCCAUGACAAAGCAAGCACAUGACGAUGGAUGAGGUGAGAGAGUUUGAGCGCACCAUCCAGGAGGCCACCAACCAGAAGAUCGGGAUGUUUCCCCCGUCGAUCUCCAUCAGCGAGACGCCCCUGUCCUCCUGUGCCCUCACCGGCCCCGCCAGCGCCCCCACCACCCCUAUGUGCACUGAUGCUCCUGAGUCCCUCUCUGUCCCCAAGGACCGACCACGCAAGAAAUCUGCCCCAGAAACCCUGACCCUUCCCGACCCUGCCAAAAGUGGGGUCCCGCAGAGCUCUAAGCUGAGCCCACUUCCAGAUUCCAACCAUCUCCAGUCAUCGCCGACGCCGUCCUCCAACUCUGAUCUUACUGAGAUGGAUGAGCAGUAGAAGGACCUUGGGAUGUCUUCCCCCACCCCCUUCUUUACUUAUAUUCCUGUAGCCUAACCUCCAAACACCAGUGCCCGGACGUUGAAGUUCUCUGGCCAUAUCAAAUGAUUUAACAUAAUCCUGGACACAAUAAUCAAUCUUUAUCAGUGCCAUUAACACCAUCCAGGCAGCUGUAGGCUCCACCUCCCUGACAGGGCUGACCUCUUCCCAACUAUUUCAACAACCACCUUAAUGUUCAAUCCAAACAAAGAUAUGCCAUAUCUUUUGUAUUUUGGGUGAGAGGCAGUUUCUUAUAUUGUUUGAAUAAAUUAUGUAUUGCAUUAGCUUAGCUUUGUUGGCUUUGAUCAGAUGAGCAGACACCCUACUAUCUGUUAAACUAUGAAUCAGUUGCCUUAUCACCACAGAGCCAGUGUUUUUUUUUCUAGUUUUGUUGAAGUGCGCAAAUAAAAACAGAUUUUUUUUAAAUUAGAGGUUAAAUCCAGAUUAGCACAGUAGACAUUAAGAUUUAGAGCAACACUUAGCAGAGUGACAGUCAAGUGCCCUCAUAACAGGAGAGUUUCCUGAGCGGUCCAAACUGGCCAGCAGAUUGGAUCGCACCCAACCUUUCCAUCACAAACCCCAACAACAAAGCAGAUGCAAGAUGAGUACAAUCACAGAGAGUUUACUCCUCAGGUCUCCCCAUCUUUUCCCAACUCGCUCUCCAAAGGCAGGGAUAUAACCGUACCUUUCUGCUCCUUCUUAUUGCCGAACAGCCGCAUUUAAUACCUCCACAAACUACAACACAGCACCUGAUGUAUGUACUCUACCAGUCUACUUAACCCUAGGAAUGUUUACACAUCCCGAACCUUGGAGCGUUUGUGUAUUUUAGCAUGACAAUUUAAUGAUUCCUAAACUUAAAUCUGUCAAAGUUGCACUGCAUAUAUCUUGUUCAAGCCAACCAAGAGGUCAGUAUGAUUACAAAAAACAAAUUCAAAUGUUGCCUGAAAUUAAUGCUGGACAUCACAUGUGACAUGAAGGUGAUCAAUAUUACCAAAUCAGCAAAUCACUUUGAUGUCAUAUGUAGGAAAAAAAGGCCAUUUUGGUGAGUUUUGAAGCACCUACUGAUCUUUGUGCACAGAGGCGGUCGUACAAAUUCAAAGCCUGAUUUGAGGAGAGGGGCACGUGCAUCAAGCUGACUUGAGUAUGUGCCGGGAUGCAUAACGUUUACUGAUGUGCUGAUGCCUUUGCUUUGCCUGUACUGGUGGGUAAUACUGAGCCAGUGCUUUGGUUUGCAGGGAUAUUGAAACACAGUGACCCAAUAUUUUUUACUGGGCCUGUGCUGCAAGUUAUCAAGUAAGAAAGAGAAACAAAUACAUGAAGACAACAAGUUAUUCUUUGAGACCUGUUACGAUGCAAAGAUAUGAUUCAAGGAGGGUUUAAUAUGCUGCAUGUAUUAUUCACAGCAUAUAUACAUGUUAUGUAAAGUAUAUAUGUAUAUACUGUAAAUGAAUGGAUCGGUAACGUUUAUUCUGUGAUGCAACUGUAUGAAAAAGUGAAUGCCAACAUUGGAAGCUCUGUACUAAUUUUGUAUAGUAGAAAACUCAGAUUGUGAGUGAGAGCGAAGCAUGUCCAGAGAAUAUAGGCCGACAAAGUCUCGCAACUCAGUGCCUCUGCAUGCUAACUCUUAUCAUCGCCUACCAGUGUGUAAACCAAAACCUCUGAUUGUCUUAUUAUCUCCACAAACACAAAACAACCGUUUCUUUGCCUGUUUUAUAUUUGCGCUUACGCAUUUAACGGAGAAUUAAAAACAGCUAAAGCACAAAA
This is a messenger RNA of Labrus bergylta (ballan wrasse), 3264 nucleotides long. Lineage: Eukaryota; Metazoa; Chordata; Actinopteri; Labriformes; Labridae. The record is from RefSeq and is a predicted model, not a curated record.